GAAAAUUCCACACAAAUCCCUGGGUGUUGUUGUGCUGUUCUAUAUCUUAGGCCCUAAAUAAAAAGACCUCCGUCACAACCAACCUCUUCGUUUCCUUGUUUGUGUUUUUCUAUAGAGUCAUCCAGAAACCUCCCAAACCUUUCUCUCUCUCUCUCUCUCUGUCUCUCUCUCUCUGUCUCUCUCUCUACUCCUCACUUCACCAUCUGCGUGGAUCGGUCUCAAGAUUAAAUUGGCUAAAGUUUAGCGAGGAUGAGCGUGGUUGGUUUUGAUUUCGGCAAUGAAAGCUGCAUUGUAGCCGUUGCUAGGCAGAGGGGUAUUGAUGUAGUCCUCAAUGACGAGUCCAAGCGUGAAACUCCUGCUAUUGUAUGCUUUGGAGACAAGCAGCGGUUUAUUGGGACAGCGGGAGCUGCUUCAACCAUGAUGAAUCCAAAGAACUCAAUAGCUCAGAUUAAGAGGCUUAUUGGUCGGCAAUUUUCUGAUCCUGAGUUGCAAAAGGAUCUCAAGUCGUUUCCUUUUACUGUUACUGAAGGGCCUGACGGCUUUCCCUUGAUUCAUGCUCGUUAUUUGGGAGAAACAAGGACGUUUACACCAACCCAAGUUUUGGGAAUGGUAUUGUCAGAUCUAAAAAGUAUAGCUGAAAAGAAUCUGAAUGCAGCAGUUGUUGAUUGCUGUAUUGGUAUUCCCGUAUACUUUACUGACCUUCAGAGAAGAGCUAUGUUGGAUGCAGCCACAAUUGCAGGUUUGCACCCACUACGUUUGAUUCAUGAAACUACAGCAACUGCCCUGGCCUAUGGAAUUUAUAAGACGGAUUUGCCAGAAAAUGAUCAAGUGAAUGUUGCCUUUGUUGAUAUUGGACAUGCGAGCAUGCAAGUUUGUAUUGCUGGCUUUAAGAAGGGCCAGCUGAAAAUUUUGGCUCAUUCCUUUGAUCGGUCUUUGGGAGGUAGAGACUUCGAUGAAGCACUGUUCCAGCAUUUUGCUGAGAAAUUUAAGGAAGAGUACAAGAUUGAUGUUUAUCAGAAUGCCAAGGCUUGCCUAAGGCUUAGGGCUGGUUGUGAGAAGCUGAAGAAAAUGCUAAGUGCUAAUCCCGAGGCACCUUUGAAUAUAGAGUGCUUAGUGGACGAGAAGGAUGUCCGGGGAUACAUCAAGCGGGAUGAAUUUGAACAAAUCAGUAUUCCAAUUUUGGAACGUGUGAAAAAACCACUGGAAAAGGCUCUUGCCGAUGCUGGUCUUACAGUGGAUAACAUCCAUACUGUUGAGGUGGUUGGUUCAGGCUCUCGUGUUCCUGCUAUGGUGAAAAUUUUGACAGAGUUCUUCAAGAAGGAGCCUAGGCGAACAAUGAAUGCAAGUGAGUGUGUUGCCAGGGGCUGUGCCUUGGAAUGUGCUAUUCUUAGCCCGACCUUUAAAGUGCGCGAGUUUCAGGUGAACGAGAGCUUCCCCUUCUCAAUUGCUUUGUCGUGGAAGGGCUCUGCCCCAGAUGCCCAGAAUGGAGGGGCUGAAAAUCAACAAAGUACAGUUGUGUUUCCCAAAGGAAAUCCACUGCCAAGUAUUAAGGCUCUGACAUUUUAUCGAUCAGGUACUUUCUCAGUUGAUGUGCAGUAUGCUGAUGCCACUGACUUGCAGGCGCCUGCUAAGAUCAGCACUUACACUAUUGGUCCUUUCCAAUGUGCAAGAGGUGAACGCUCAAAAUUGAAGGUCAAGGCUCGCUUGAACCUGCAUGGAAUUGUCUCUGUAGAGUCAGCAACACUUUUGGAGGAGGAAGAGGUUGAAGUUCCCGUCUCAAAGGAAGCACCUAAAGAAGCUAACAAGAUGGAGACUGAUGAAGCUUCCAGUGAUACUGUUCCCCCUAGUUCCACUGAAGCUGAUGUGAAUAUGCAAGAUGCCAAGGGAACUACUGAUGCUUCUGGUGCUGAAAAUGGUGUUCCUGAGUCGGGAGACAAGCCUGUCCAGAUGGAAACAGAUACCAAGGUUGAUGCUCCAAAGAGGAAGGUGAAGAAAACAAAUAUUCCUGUUGUGGAGUUUGUUUAUGGAGGAAUGAGUCCAGCUGACCUGGAAAAAGCAGUAGAGAAGGAAUUUGAAAUGGCUUUACAAGAUCGUGUAAUGGAAGAGACAAAAGACAAGAAAAAUGCCGUUGAGGCAUACGUCUAUGAUAUGAGAAACAAGCUUAAUGACAAGUAUGAGGAAUUUGUCACCCCUUCAGAGAAGGAAGAGCUUAUUAACAAGCUUCAGGUUGUAGAGGACUGGUUAUAUGAAGAUGGUGAAGAUGAAACUAAAGGUGUUUACAUUGCAAAGCUUGAGGAGCUGAAGAAGCAAGGUGACCCCAUUGAAGAACGAUACAAGGAGCACACAGAGAGGGGAGCUGUGGUUGAUCAACUAGUUUAUUGUGUUAAUAGUUACAGAGAAGCAGCUGUAUCAACCGAUCCCAAAUUUGAUCAUAUUGAUUUAUCCGAGAAACAGAAGGUCUUGAACGAGUGUGUCGAGGCCGAGGCCUGGUUAAGAGAGAAGAAGCAGCAGCAGGAUUCACUUCCAAAAUAUGCGUCUCCAGUCCUAUUGUACGCUGAUGUAAGGAAGAAGGCUGAAGCACUUGACAGAUUCUGUAGGCCCAUAAUGAUGAAGCCUAAACCAGCUCCUGCCAAGCCAGCUACCCCAGAGGCACCACCAACCCCACCUCCCCAGGGCAGUGAGCAGCAACCUCGUGGUGGUGAUGCUCAUGCUAGUUCCAAUAAUGCCAAUAGUGCCGAGACAGCAGCCGAGUCCGGAGAAGCACCUCCGGCCCCAGCUGAGCCAAUGGAGACCGAAGCUACCCCAACUUCUGCAUAGUUCUGUAGAUUAGUGUUUUGCCAUUUUCAUGAUUUUUAUGCUGCAAAGAAAUCGUUUCCCAUGUAUAAGAAACACUUUCUCCUUUCUGCCUGAGACACUUAUUAUGGUGGGGCUAACAACGGUAAGGGGAUCAAAUGGAUGGUUGGUGGCAUGUCAGACUUCAUCAUAUGUAAAGCCAAUUUUAUUUGGUGAUCUUCCAGGUUUUACUACUAUUAAGUGGGUCUCUGGAAUCCGGAUUUUUUUUAGGGGGGUUUUUAAGAGAGAUUUGUUACUUAUUUUUUUUUUACUUUUGUCUGCUCCUUUGUUGUUUGGGAUGAAGGGGAUCAGACCUUUACUUUUUCCUAAGUGUCUUUGUGCUGUCGCUCAUGAGUCUCAUCGUUAUAUUUGGUAUAUUUUUUUCCCUUCUAGAACUAUUUAUUUCGUUUUUCAAAUGAAAUGUAAUACUGCAUUGCAAUGA
Molecule: messenger RNA, 3274 nt
Organism: Humulus lupulus (European hop)
Lineage: Eukaryota; Viridiplantae; Streptophyta; Magnoliopsida; Rosales; Cannabaceae
Product: heat shock 70 kDa protein 14-like
Exons: 10
Coding region: 250-2817 (855 amino acids)
Biological process (GO): protein folding
Cellular component (GO): cytosol; nucleus
Molecular function (GO): ATP binding; ATP-dependent protein folding chaperone
Source: RefSeq, a predicted model, not a curated record